Geodia barretti is the source of this 270-nucleotide messenger RNA. The record is from the annotation of a GenBank genome assembly. Lineage: Eukaryota; Metazoa; Porifera; Demospongiae; Tetractinellida; Geodiidae.
GUCUUACUUCGUUGUUGUGCGCCUGUCUGUCCGCCCGGUCCUAGAAUUGACGUGUUCAAUCGUGCCCGUGUCGACCUGGAGCUCCCGAGAGAAUGGUUGUCCUCCUCUCUGCAGCCUGCAUACUCUGAAGUCCAGCUGGCUGAUGCGAUAAGAGUGAACAGCAAAGACAUUCUGGUACGGCGACCCUCUCUGUCUGCCACCCCGCCAUCUCCUCCUGUACUGUCGUUUGCAGCCGCUGAACAGCCGCCAGAACUCAACUCCGGGACCAGU